This is a messenger RNA of Durotheca rogersii, 909 nucleotides long. RefSeq lists its product as uncharacterized. Bases 1 to 909 code for a protein of 302 amino acids. The record is from RefSeq and is a predicted model, not a curated record. Lineage: Eukaryota; Fungi; Ascomycota; Sordariomycetes; Xylariales; Xylariaceae. The transcript is spliced from 2 exons.
AUGUCCAUCCCGCGCGCCAUCCGCAAGGUCUUCCUCGCCGUUGAGCAGGCCGAGGGCGCCGGCGCCCGCGUGCGCCGCUCCAUCGGCACGGCCCAGCUACGCAAUUUCUCUCCCUUCCUCAUGCUCGACCAUUUCAGCAUUAAGCCUGGUGCUGGGUUCCCCGACCACCCUCAUAGAGGCCAGGAGACCAUCACGUACCUGCUCACUGGUGGUGUCGACCACGAAGACUUCGCCGGCCACGCCGGCACUAUCGAGGCUGGCGACCUACAGUUCAUGACCGCCGGACGCGGAAUCAUGCACGCCGAGAUGCCGCGCCAGAACCCUGACGGCUCCGCCAACGUCGGCCUCCAGCUCUGGGUCGACUUGCCUGCCAAUCUCAAGGCCUGCGAACCACGCUACCGCGACCUACGCGCCCGCGAAAUCCCCGCCGCGGACAUGGACAACGGCAAAGUCCACAUCAAGGUCAUCUCAGGCCAGGCCGGUGGCGUCGAUAGCGUCAAGGACCUCGCCUACACGCCCGUCUGGAUCCUCGAUGUCGAGAUGAAGCCCGGCGGUAAGCUCGCUCAGCCCUUACCGCGCGGCUGGAACGCUUUCUCCUACCAGCUCGAGGGUUCCGCCGUCUUCGGGUCCGGCGACGCCAAGCGUACUGUCGCCCAGUACCACAAUUGCGUCUUUGAGCCAGACGGCGACAUCGUUACUGUCGAGGUGCCCUCAACCGCCAGCGAGAAUGCCCGCUUCGUGCUCAUCGCCGGCCAGAUCCUCAACCAAAAGGUGGUCCAAUAUGGACCUUUCGUCCUGAGCACACCCGAGGAGGUGCGCCAGGCCCUGAUCGACUACCAGUUCCACAUGAACGGGUUUGAGCGGGCCAAGGACUGGCGUAGUGAAAUUGGCAAGUCGAUGGCUAGUUGA